CCCUUCUAGUAUCUGUAGGCAUACUACACCCGUACAGAUUGAAAAUCCACAAACAACCAAGAAGAACAUAACAGACCUUAAAUGGAAGGAGAAACUUUUUUUUUUUUUUUUUUUUGAGCCAGGGUUUAAACCAGGUUCGACUUGAACCCAGAGAUCUACCUGCCUCUGCUUCCAGAGUGCUGGGAUUAAAAGUGUGCUCUCACUGCCCAGCUGAGGCUUUCUUUUAACAUCUAGCAAAGAACUUUAUUAAAAAGCAUAACUUCAUAGACAGGGUGAUGGGGAAGAUGGUGGAGUUGAGGUAGGGGUAAUUUAGACAUAGAUACUUUUCUCUGGGUUGGAAGCAGAGAUAGCAAAAUGUUUUUGGGCUUUUGUUGGUCAGUUAGGUAUUGAAAUGUUAUGACUUGAUAUACUCUACCGUUAUUCACAGUUAUGAUUGUGCUUAUGAGUAGAAACUCCAUUUCUUUGGCUGUUUUUUGUUUCUAAGCCUGCUAAGACUCAGUUUAUUAAAUCUUUUCAGACAGCCUAACAUUCAGCCACCAGAGUUCAACACUCAGAACCAUCUAUUACCAUCCCCCUGCUUUAUCUCCAGCCCUGUGUUUUUUUGAUUUCUGUAUUUUAAUGAUUUUAGGCAAUGACUAGAGUAAGAUUGGACUUCUUGGAUCAACUGGCAAAAUUUUGGGAACUUCAAGGAUCUACAUUGAAGAUCCCUGUGGUGGAAAGAAAAAUCCUGGAUUUGUAUGCUUUAAGCAAGAUUGUUGCCAGCAAAGGAGGUUUUGAAAUAGUCACCAAAGAGAAGAAAUGGUCUAAAGUGGGUAGCCGNUUGGGAUAUCUGCCAGGAAAAGGAACUGGGUCUCUUUUGAAGUCACACUAUGAAAGAAUUCUCUACCCAUACGAGCUUUUCCAAUCUGGUGUCAGCCUUAUGUCAGACUCUGGAGAAGUAAAUAGAAACACAGAACUGAAGAAACUUCAGAUUUUUGGGGCUGGACCCAAAGUUGUGGGCCUGGCAGUAGGAGCAAAAGAUAAAGAAGAUGAAGUCACCCGAAGAAGAAAAGUUACCAACAGGUCAGAUGCAUUUAACAUGCAAAUGAGACAACGGAAAGGAACUCUCUCUGUUAACUUUGUUGAUCUCUAUGUUUGCAUGUUUUGUGGUCGAGGAAAUAAUGAGGAUAAACUGCUUUUGUGUGAUGGGUGCGAUGACAGCUAUCAUACAUUCUGUCUACUUCCACCACUACCUGAUGUGCCCAAAGGAGACUGGAGGUGUCCUAAAUGUGUUGCUGAGGAAUGUAACAAACCUCGAGAAGCCUUUGGAUUUGAGCAAGCUGUAAGAGAAUAUACACUUCAAAGCUUUGGAGAGAUGGCAGAUAAUUUUAAGUCUGAUUAUUUCAAUAUGCCAGUCCAUAUGGUUCCUACAGAGCUAGUAGAAAAAGAAUUCUGGCGGCUAGUAAGUAGCAUUGAAGAAGAUGUUAUUGUAGAGUAUGGAGCUGAUAUCUCUUCAAAAGAUUUUGGAAGUGGAUUUCCUAAAAAGGAUGGUCAAAGAAAGAUGUUGCCUGAAGAAGAGGAAUAUGCACUUUCUGGUUGGAAUUUGAAUAACAUGCCUGUUCUGGAGCAGUCCGUUCUUGCACAUAUUAAUGUGGACAUUUCUGGUAUGAAGGUGCCAUGGCUCUAUGUGGGAAUGUGCUUUUCUUCUUUUUGCUGGCAUAUUGAAGAUCACUGGAGUUAUUCCAUUAACUACUUGCAUUGGAUUCAUUCCUCUAAUUACACCAUGUGGAUCCUGGAGAUUGAAUUCAGGUCAUCAGGCAUGGUGUACAGGACUAAUCAGUGUGCUGGAGAGUUUGUGGUGACCUUUCCUCGUGCCUAUCACUCUGGAUUUAACCAGGGAUACAACUUUGCCGAAGCGGUGAACUUCUGUACUGCUGACUGGUUGCCCAUUGGACGUCAGUGUGUAAAUCACUAUCGACGGCUCAGGCGCCAUUGUGUCUUUUCACAUGAGGAACUCAUUUUCAAGAUGGCAGCAGAUCCAGAAUGCUUAGAUGUGGGGCUGGCUGCCAUGGUAUGCAAAGAGUUGACUCUCAUGACUGAAGAAGAAACCCGACUAAGGGAAUCAGUUGUUCAAAUGGGUGUCGUGAUGUCAGAAGAAGAAGUCUUUGAACUUGUUCCUGAUGAUGAACGGCAGUGUUCAGCAUGCAGAACUACAUGUUUUCUCUCAGCUCUCACAUGCUCCUGUAAUCCGGAGCGACUUGUAUGUCUGUAUCAUCCAACUGAUUUGUGCUCUUGCCCCAUGCAGAACAAAUGUCUUAGGUACCGCUAUCCACUAGAAGACCUUCCAUCUCUGCUUUAUGGUGUCAAAGUGAGAGCACAGUCCUAUGACACUUGGGUCAAUCGUGUUACAGAAGCAUUGUCAGCUAGCUUCAACCAUAAGAAAGAUUUGAUUGAAUUGAGAGUAAUGCUGGAAGAUGCUGAGGAUAGGAAAUAUCCAGAGAAUGAUCUCUUUCGAAAGCUGAGGGACGCGGUGAAAGAAGCUGAGACCUGUGGUUCUGUGAACUCUAGGAUUGCUAAGGCUUUAAUUCAUAGGAGAGUAGGAGCCCCAUUUGAUAUCAGAUUGACUGUAUUUUUCUAUGUCUCAAUAUUAUUUCAUAUCAGGCAGAGCUCAGAUAGUGGGAAGACUCGGACCAAACUGACAGUAGAAGAAUUGAAGGCCUUUGUCCAACAACUUGUUAGUCUUCCGUGUGUCAUCAGCCAAACUCGACAAGUAAAGAAUCUGCUGGAUGAUGUAGAAGAAUUUCAUGAACGUGCCCAGGAGGCCAUGAUGGAUGAAACCCCAGAUUCUUCCAAACUCCAAAUGUUAAUAGACAUGGGCUCUAGUCUCUAUGUGGAGCUACCUGAAUUGCCCCGACUAAAGCAAGAGCUGCAGCAGGCUCGAUGGCUGGAUGAAGUAAGACUAACUCUAUCAGAUCCACAACAAGUCACUUUGGAUGUCAUGAAGAAAUUGAUUGACUCUGGCGUAGGCUUGGCACCUCACCAUGCUGUGGAAAAAGCAAUGGCCGAACUACAGGAACUCCUUACAGUCUCUGAACGAUGGGAAGAGAAGGCUAAGGUCUGCCUGCAAGCAAGACCACGGCACAGUAUGGCAAAUUUAGAAAAUAUUGUGAAUGAAGCCAAGAACAUUCCAGCCUUUCUACCCAAUGUGUUGUCCUUAAAAGAAGCCUUACAAAAGGCUCGUGAAUGGACAGCUAAAGUGGAAGCUAUUCAGAGUGGCAACAACUAUGCUUACUUGGAACAGCUUGAGAGCCUAUCUGCUAAAGGACGCCCUAUCCCUGUGCGUCUUGAUGCCUUGCCUCAAGUGGAGUCACAGGUAGCAGCAGCACGGGCCUGGAGAGAACGGACUGGGCGGACCUUCCUUAAAAAGAAUUCCAGCCAUACAUUGUUACAGGUGCUAAGUCCACGAACUGACAUUGGUGUAUAUGGGAGUGGUAAAAACAGGAGGAAAAAAGUAAAAGAAAUAAUAGAAAAAGAAAAGGAGAAGGACCUCGACCUUGAGCCUUUGAGUGACUUAGAAGAAGGACUGGAGGAGUCAAGAGAUACAGCCAUGGUGGUGGCAGUUUUCAAAGAACGAGAGCAAAAGGAGAUUGAAGCCAUGCAUUCCCUCAGAGCAGCCAACCUAGCCAAGAUGACAAUUGUGGAGCGCAUAGAAGAAGUGAAAUUUUGUAUUUGCCGCAAGACAGCCAGUGGGUUUAUGCUACAGUGUGAGCUCUGCAAAGACUGGUUCCAUAACAGCUGUGUUCCCCUUCCUAAAUCUAGUUCCCAGAAAAAGGGGUCCAGCUGGCAGGCUAAAGAUGUAAAAUUCCUUUGCCCUCUUUGCAUGAGAUCUCGGAGGCCAAGGCUAGAGACUAUUCUGUCACUCCUGGUAUCCCUUCAGAAGUUGCCUGUACGGUUGCCNGAAGGAGAAGCACUGCAGUGUUUGACAGAACGUGCCAUGAGUUGGCAAGAUAAAGCACGACAAGCUUUAGCCACAGAUGAACUGUCCUCUGCCCUGGCCAAACUCUCUGUGUUAAGCCAACGUAUGGUGGAACAAGCAGCUAGAGAAAAAACUGAAAAGAUUAUCAGUGCAGAACUCCAAAAAGCAGCUGCCAAUCCAGAUUUACAGGGACACUUACCUAGUUUCCAGCAGUCUGCUUUUAACCGGGUGGUGAGCAGUGUAUCAUCUUCCCCCCACCAAACAAUGGACUAUGAUGAUGAAGAAACAGAUUCUGAUGAAGAUAUUCGGGAGACAUACGGCUAUGACAUGAAGGAUACAGCCAGCGUGAAGUCCUCUAGUAGUCUGGAACCCAAUCUCUUUUGUGAUGAAGAGAUUCCCAUCAAGUCUGAGGAAGUGGUGACUCACAUGUGGACAGCACCUUCAUUCUGUGCAGAGCAUGCAUAUUCUUCUGCUUCUAAGAGUUGUUCUCAAGGUUCUAGCACUCCAAGAAAGCAGCCUCGGAAGAGUCCUUUGGUUCCCAGAAGUUUGGAGCCUCCAGUAUUGGAAUUGUCUCCUGGAGCAAAAGCCCAGUUGGAAGAACUCAUGAUGGUUGGAGACCUCCUAGAAGUGUCUCUGGAUGAGACACAACACAUUUGGCGGAUUUUGCAGGCCACACAUCCACCCUCAGAGGACAGAUUCUUACAUAUCAUGGAGGAUGAUAGCAUAGAAGAGAAACCAUUAAAAAUGAAAGGAAAGGAUUCUUCAGAGAAGAAACGNAAACGGAAGCUAGAAAAGGUAGAACAGCUUUUUGGAGAAGGAAAACAGAAGACCAAGGAGCUAAAGAAAAUAGAUAAACCUAAAAAGAAGAAAUUAAAAUUAAAUGUGGACAAAUCAAAAGAGCUGAAUAAAUUGGCCAAGAAAUUAGCAAAAGAAGAAGAGCGAAAGAAAAAGAAAGAAAAGGCUGCUGCCGCCAAAGUGGAGCUUGUGAAAGAGAGCACGGAGAAGAAACGGGAGAGGAAGGUGCUGGAUAUCCCCUCAAAGUAUGACUGGUCGGGGGCAGAGGAGUCUGACGAUGAGAAUGCUGUGUGUGCAGCCCAAAACUGCCAAAGGCCGUGUAAGGACAAGGGAGUUGUAUUUGUAACGAAGAAGAGAAGAAUAAAAAAUAGUAGUUUUAAAAGUGGCCUAUGUGACUGCUUUUCUAAAAAGGUAGACUGGGUACAGUGUGAUGGUGGCUGUGAUGAGUGGUUUCAUCAAGUUUGUGUUGGUGUAUCCGCAGAAAUGGCUGAAAAUGAAGAUUACAUCUGUAUAAACUGUGCAAAGAAGCAGGGGCCAGAUAGCCCAGGCCAAGCACCACCUCCUCCCUUCCUAAUGAGCUACAAACUACCAAUGGAGGAUCUUAAAGAGACCAGUUAGCAGAUGUCUGGUUAGCUUGAACAUGGGGGGAAGUGGACCACAUUGAGACCUUACUCAUCAAGCAGAGUGGUUCUGACCACUCAGAAUGUUGUUUCCAAAGAUGAAUGGACUUCAGAAAAAGUCCUCUUAGUGCUGGCUUCCUCUCUGCAUGGAUUGUGUGGGCUCCAUUCUCUUAUCAUCUGUGCAGAGGAUGUCUUCUUUGGUGCAGCAGCCAAGUAUUUCAACUCUUGAUUCCUUUGAGUGUGGUUUGCUGAAUUCAGGUCAGGUUCUAAUGGAACUCUCAGGAGGUUGUUUGGCAUAAUACAUUGAUGUGCUUAGUGGGGCAUAUAAGAAGUGGCUUUCAGCCAACUGAUACUUGUUGUAGACGGUUACAACCUACAGGUGGUGCCAUUGGAAGGCCCUGACUGUUUGAAUAUCNUUAGUUAGGAUAAUUGGACAGGAGUCAGAGCACAACUUUGUAAUUACUGACAUUUAUGCCCUACUGAUCCAGUUAAGAGAAGCAGGCCAAAGUUAUCCCUUCUAGAAGUCUUGGAGUGGCAGUGCAGUCUAUGACCUCAGCUGCUUGUGCUUAUUUAGACCAAUAAGAAAAUCCUCCAAAAGAUCCCCUCACUUUCCUCAGGAGGAUGUCAAGCAGGUUAGAACAUCUGAUUAGACUGGAUUCUGGGAAGAAGGGGGUUUUUUUGUUUGNUUGGUUGGUUUGUUUUGUUUUUUUCUUACUUCAAGGCAAGUAGGCCAUUGGUUUGAGAAGUACAACUGGGUCUGUGUUUUAGAAAAGAAAGGUAGGUACACGGAUCCAGGUUUCUGGAGGGAGUAGGGAUGACUAAUGAGAAUGUUUUACUGAGCCUCGGUGAUGCAUGCUUAUCUGGGAAACCCUCAUUCACAAGUAUUCCAGACUCCACCAUGCUUCACGCAUGGCCAUGAGCAAGACUGGCAGAUAACAGCUUUUGCCUUGCAGCCCUAACCCCAAUGCCUGUAGUUUCCAACAUGGCCCCAGCAGAUGUUAAUGAAUAACACCAUGGCUUCAUCAGAGGAUGUGGGGCUGUAGGUCCUCUGGGUGUGAGGCUGUUCUAGUAAAUCCGUUUUUAAAAAGAAAGACUUGUUUUUACUUUUUUCUAAAUGUCUCUGACUACUGACUGUUCUAUAGAUUAUUUUUCCUUUUUUGAUAUACAUAUAUGAAUAUAGAUAUAUAUAUAUAUAUAUUUACUGUUACCAGCAGCGUAUGAUAGAGUUUGAGCAUCAGAAAUCCAUUUGGAAGCUUGCAUUUUCUUUCUGCUUUUUGAUAAAGAAAUCCCAUUCCUUCCUUGUAGUACAAGGAGUUAGCACUUCCUUCUUCAUUCUCACCUAAACGUAUCUUCCACUUUUCUUCUAUUCAAAUAGAUAAUAUAUUUCCUCCAUGUUGGGACUUGUCCCUGUCUGUUGGGCAGCUUGGUCUUAUUCUAGUCAGUGCUGAAUGUUUUGUAUGUCUGAAACUAUGGUGCUGUGCCCCCUCCCUGCCCCCAUUGGGUUCUGUGUUCUUACAAAGGUCUUAGGUGGACUCUGUAAACUCCUGCUAGAAGGAGAAUAAUAUAUUUUAAAGGACAAAAAGGUUUUCUAAAAAUAGUGUUUAUCUUCACUAUCCUUUGUUCUUUAUUUUGGUUUAAGAAUCUGCAAUUUAACUUAAACUCAUCACUUGUCCUGUUAAAGGGGGCAUUGAGCAAACCUAGGAAGUUUGUAGCCUCUGUUCCCCUUUGCUCCAGUCUCUUAAAGAAAUGUCUUCUAGUAACUAGAAGUGAGAUGUACUGUCCAGUUACAGACUGUGUGGGUAUGAGGGUUACCUCAAAAGGCAUCUUAGGAAAAGAAAAGGUUUUCUUACAAAACCCCUUAUCCCAAGUGCUAACCAGGCUUGGCCCUGCUUAGCUUCCAAGGUCAGAGGAGACAUACACGUGCAGGUGGUACGGCUAUAGGUACAACAUCCAAUUUCUGAAAAUACUUUCUCUGGUUUAUACUACCUACUUUUUGGUCUCUUCACUUAAUGUUAAAUAACAUAUCUUGACCAGUUAUGUUGUUUGAAUGUGUUGCUGUGCUUGUUUCUUGAAUUUCCAUCUCAAUGUGAGUGUGAGCUAAGAUUUCAGUAAUGGUUACAAGGUUAAUUAAGUAAAUAGUUAAUUUCACACAUUUUCAUUUUGCCAAACAUGAAGAUUAUCAUGUAAAAAUUUUAUUUGGUUAUUGUUAUAAUGAAAAAAAAAGCACAAUAUUUCUUAACUUUUAGUCUUUGUAAAAGACUUGAGAUACUUGUGAUUUAAAAUUGAGUGUACACCAACCCUUCAGAAAUUUACAAUGUAAAUGAUAGAAUCCAAGAAUACAUUAUACAAUUUUGAUUUUCCUUCCAGUUAACUACUUUUCAUUAACUGUGUUAUCAAUAGUAAGGAGUCAUGAGGAUACUGAGAGGUGACUGUUUUGAGUAAUUUGUGUUCUUUGUACAGUGUUUGUCUGUUGGAGACCUCAAAAAUGGGCAGUCUGUACCUGUGAAUAGCUGCCUGUCAUCUUCUGAUGUUUUGAAACUUUUAAAUAUAUAAUUUAAUUGAUUCGUUUGGCUCUUCUGUACUUAUUUGAAGAAUUUGAUAUGUUUUAACCAUAGAUUUAGACAAAAACUCAGAAGACCAUAAGGGAGGGGGUGGAAAGAUGGCUCAACGGUUAAGAAUCNUGGCUACUCUUCCAGAAGACCCAGGUUCAGUUCUCAGCACUACAUGGUGGCUCACAGCCAUCUGUAAUGUCCUCUUCUGGACGUUACUGCAUUGUACACAUGUGGUAUACAGACAUCCGUUCUGGAAAAUACUCAAAACACAAAUACAAGUAAUUAAAAUGUUUUUUUAAAAAAUUAAGGAUAUAAGAGAAACUAGCACUCUACCCACAAAUUAAAAACCUAUAGUUUGUGAGUCAAUGAAAUAAGAGUCACCUAUUCUACAGUUUGUGAGUCAAUGAAAUAAGAGUCACCUAUUCUACAGUUUGUGAGUCA
Molecule: messenger RNA, 8363 nt
Organism: Mus caroli (Ryukyu mouse)
Lineage: Eukaryota; Metazoa; Chordata; Mammalia; Rodentia; Muridae
Source: RefSeq, a predicted model, not a curated record